Marchantia polymorpha subsp. ruderalis is the source of this 1862-nucleotide messenger RNA. Lineage: Eukaryota; Viridiplantae; Streptophyta; Marchantiopsida; Marchantiales; Marchantiaceae. The record is from the annotation of a GenBank genome assembly.
GACGAUUCCAUGGCAUGAUAGUUUGUCAAAUUGCCCCGCGCAGCAGCAGCCCCCUAGCUGGAGAGAUGUGUGAAAUUCCCUCGUCGUAGACAGAUAGUAGCAGUAAUUACAUUUGACACUUCCUUUUACAUGAGAGACGAGGAAGCCACCUCAUCACACCAGGCCAGAUCUUAAUAGUUUUGACGAGUUCUGUCCAUGAACCAUCGUUGCUUAAGCUUGCGAGGGUCCCACAGGUUCGUUUCCCCCUUCCGUCGAAACUGAAGGAACGAACGAUGAACGACCAUGGUCACAGGAACCCCAAAAUGCGGAUGGCAGACAUAUCGGAGAUGCGCUUGAGCGAGGAGACCUUUUCCUUUCUAUUAUUUCUGGCAGAACCUUCGCGGGCGGGCGGGCAGCCGCUUUCUAAAUUGGACAUAUCACAAUCAUCCCCCAGAAGUAAGUCAAGAUUGUCAGUCAGUCAGUCAGUCACCAAGAAGAGUCUGAUCUCUGGGUGUGUUGUUGUGAUGAUGAGCUCAUUCAUUCACGACAUCACAUUAUCUCUCACCGGAUGGGAUGGGAUUGCCCGACCUGCCCAGCCCCAAUGCUCCCUUUGUCUUCCUUUAAAAGAAAUCAGCUGUAAUUAAUACCGGUGGUAAACUAUUGCUUAGAUGAGGAAGUCGGAUAUUAUAGGAGGAAGAGGGUAGCCGAGCCCUGGCCUGACCUGACCUGACCUGUAGUGUAUUGCCAAAAGCUGCUGUUGGUGAUCCAGAGAGCUGGUGCAUGCAUGCCCCAGAUCGAAGCACUCGAGGCAAGGCAAGGCAAACGACUUUUUUCCUCACCUGAUUUGAAACAUACCUGAUGGAAAUUACAUUUGAUGAAGAACUCAUGGGGGUAGAGAUCUGUAAAGACCGUGGUCAGCCAUUGUCCAUGCUACCUAUUCAUCACAAGUUCUAUAUUCUGCUCACUUUUCACCUACCGGUACAUGGCUGCCUCGCCUGCCCAGGUCGGAUCGGGUAGGCUUCAUAUGUGGUCACAGUUCGGAUCUUUCAUGGACGAAUGAAUUAGCGAACUUGCCCAUGGUUUCCUUUUCCUACCGAAAGUAAUCCUUCUUUCGAUUAUUCCACAUUUUCUGUUCGUAGGAUUUACUGCUAUUGAAUUGACGAUUUGGGAGAAUUGCGCGGAAGAAGAAGCAUUUGGUAGGGCCAUUUGUCCAUAGAGAACUUAGAAUUUCUGUUGGUCGGUGGAAGGCGGACAAGUGGACCUGCCUUUCUUAGCUUUGUAGAUGCAAUUGAUCCAAUCGUUUACAGCUGUAAUGAUGACUGAAGCAGCUGAUGAAAUUACGCUACUGCUCUUGCUCAAACAUUCAGCGGUGCGGUGGGCAGAUUGCUUAUGAUUUCAGUUUCAGUUACGCUAUAUGCUUAUCUGGAGGCCUUGUCCUUCGACUGAAGUGAAGACUCUCAGCAGCUAAGGUCAGCUCGGAGGUUGAACGUCAGAAGAAGAAAUGUACUUAAUUUAUACAGCUCAAUUCAACGUAUGAGCAAGGUGUAAAGUCUGCCGAAGUGAUACUUCCUCUUUGUUUGUGGUAGGAUGACAAGACUGCAUACUUUUCUUAUCGUCACCGGCGGCUAGUGCAAUUCAGGUGGCGAAGGAAGAUAAUGAUUGGAGAAAAUCCAGAGGAUUAGAUUCUUUAGUGUAGAGGGGGGGUGAUCUUUGAAGUUUGACUACAAGUGUGUUAGCAAGGUUUGCCGUGUUAGGUUUUAGAUUGCUAAUGAAUCGGAAUUGGAUCUUCUGAUCCAGAAUGGAAGAUUAGAUCCCAAAAGGCUUUUUGUCUAAUGUUACGAAGAGGUGCGAUGGAGUGAAGAUUCAGGUACGCAGGUGACCAG